This is a messenger RNA of Penicillium brevicompactum, 1566 nucleotides long. Its product is annotated as ferric reductase family protein. Gene Ontology annotation, molecular function: ferric-chelate reductase activity. The coding region runs from base 1 to 1566 and encodes 521 amino acids. The transcript is spliced from 6 exons. Gene Ontology annotation, biological process: iron ion transport; copper ion import; intracellular iron ion homeostasis. NCBI's taxonomy places the organism in Eukaryota, Fungi, Ascomycota, Eurotiomycetes, Eurotiales, Aspergillaceae. Gene Ontology annotation, cellular component: plasma membrane. The record is from RefSeq and is a predicted model, not a curated record.
AUGGGAUACUGGGCUGGUGUGAUUCUUCUGGGGAUGACCUCAAAGGCCUGGACCGUUCUGCAGAGAGGCUCCCAAUCGAAAGGUCCUUUGGAAAGCCUGUGCCACGCCUUUCGAACGCAUGUUAUCUUGCCGGCCACUUUCGCGCCGGUCUCCUCAAAGCACCAGGCACUCUGGUACUCGCACGCCAUUCCAAAACGGGUUGACUCUUUCAUUGUGUUGGGUUUCUGGGUCGUGACCAUUGUCUUGAGUUGCGUGCAAUACGAUAGCUUUACGGGAAACAUCCAGACCCCAAGUCUUUACCAGCAAAACUGGCAGUAUACCUCAGAUCGCACUGGUAUCCUAUCAUACGCCUGUCUUCCUUUUUUGUGGCUUUUCAGUGGCCGAAACAACGUCUUCUUGUGGGCAACGAAUUUUACUAACCAGUCCUUUAUUACUUUCCACCGCCAUACUGCGUGGGCAUGCACUAUUCUUGCCGUGGUACACUCAAUCAAUUACAGUGUCGUCUUUGCGGUCUAUGAUGGCAGAUACUGGAGCGUUUGGGUUCAGGAAUAUUGGUAUAUGGGCGUUGUGGCAACUAUCCUUAUGUGUUUCAUGCUUAUGCAAUCGAUGACUUGGUUCCGUCACCACUCAUAUGAGUUCUUCUUGGCUAUCCAUAUUAUAUUUGCAGUUGUUGUACUUGUCGGUCUUUUCAUGCAUACUAGCUUCGAUGGGCAAGAAUUUGUUGGGUAUUUGUGGGCGCCUGCGGGACUGUGGAUAUUUGAUCGACUUGUCCGUCUGUUCCGCGUCGUCUACUGCAACAUGAACGAAAAUCACCCCUUCUCACUCGGUGCUUGGACGGCUGCCUCUGAAAGCAAGGCUGAAGGUAGCCUUCCGAGUGCAACUCAGAAUAAGCUCAUCUUCUACGUCCGCCCUUAUGAUGGCUGGACCCGCCGCCUUCGUGAUCAAGCUUCCAAGGCAAACGGCAUUUUCCAGCCAAAGCUUCUUCUUGAGGGGCCAUAUGGCCACACUGAGCCUUUGCACCGCUUUGACACAAACCUGAUGAUUGUUGGAGGCACCGGUAUUGCCGCCGCGAUCCCCUACCUUCUGUCCCAUUUGGAACGCGUCAAGACAAGCCAGACCAAAACAAACAAGAUCCAUCUUAUUUGGGCCAUUCGUGAACGGGCCAUGUGGAGCCAUGUCUUCACGGAUGAUUUGAAGCAUCUCUUGCAAAGCAGCGACAUUACAAUAACAGUCUAUUGCACCAAGCUUGGUCCAUCGAUCGAAGAUUCGAGCUCGCAAAGUGCACUCUCCGAUGUGACCACGACACCGAAGGAGAAAUUGUCGGUAAUAAUCGCCACUCCACCCAAUUCGCCCACUCAUAGUGGAUUGCGUUUCCUACCUGGUCGCCCCAGUGUGCGCCAACUCUUCAUGACUGAGGUGGAAGAAUGCAAGGCUAGCUCUUCAAGCCUCGGUGUCCUUACUUCUGGACCUGCUCAGAUGGCUGACGAGUGUCGAUCAUCGGUUUACGACGCCAUGAAACAUGGAUUCCACCAUAUUGAUUACUUUGAGGAAGCAUUUGGUUGGUGA